Molecule: messenger RNA, 5955 nt
Organism: Carcharodon carcharias (great white shark)
Lineage: Eukaryota; Metazoa; Chordata; Chondrichthyes; Lamniformes; Lamnidae
Gene: gnptab
Product: N-acetylglucosamine-1-phosphate transferase subunits alpha and beta
Exons: 22
Coding region: 181-4026 (1281 amino acids)
Biological process (GO): carbohydrate phosphorylation; N-glycan processing to lysosome
Cellular component (GO): Golgi apparatus
Molecular function (GO): UDP-N-acetylglucosamine-lysosomal-enzyme N-acetylglucosaminephosphotransferase activity; calcium ion binding
Source: RefSeq, a predicted model, not a curated record
UUUGCGGCCCGGUCAUGUGCCUUGCGGCAGCCGGCGGCCGGUUUGGAAUUCUGGCGGUGACCGAAUGCGGCGCGCGGGCCCUCGUCCCCCGGCGAUCAACCGUCUGAGUGAUCUGCCCUUGCUGUAAAUGAGUUUGUGACCCUGGUUGCAUGUGUGCACCAGAAGUAUGUCAGGUUGGCCAUGGUCCUCAAUUCAUUGCUGAAGUUGGUUCAGAGGCAAACCUACACCUGUCUGUCUCAUCAAUAUGGCCUUUACCUCUGUUUUGGAGGAUUAGUGCUCAUGAUUGUGUCUGCCUUUCAGUUUGGAGAGGUUGUUGUGGAAUGGAGCCGAGACCAAUAUCAUGUCAUGUUUGAUUCUUAUCGCGACAACGUAGCUGGAAAAUCAUUCCAAAAUAGAUUAUGUCUGCCAAUGCCAAUUGAUGUGGUCUAUACAUGGGUGAAUGGUACAGACCCAGGUUUGCUGAAGGAACUACAUGAAGUAAGGGAACAGAUGAAGAAAGACCAACGUACAUUAAAGGAAAGUCUUGGAAAUGCUACAGAAGCUACUAAGGAAAGUGAGAAGCAGCCAGAAUGCUUGUUGUCACAAUGUGUGAAGGGGCCAAUGAUUGUUUUGGAUCCGAGUUUGCCAGCAAACAUUACAGUCAAGGAACUGCCUUCAAUCUACCCAUACUUUCAAGCUGUCAAACAUGUAUUGCAAAUACCAAAGCUGAAAAAUCCAUCCUCCAAUAUUACUGUAAUUAUGUUUGAUAAUCAAAAAGAAGUGGAUGACACACUUUCAGCAAUACAAAAGCAAAACGAUAAACGACUUGCAUGGAGAGGCUAUCUGACCACAGAUAAAGAAUCUCCUGGGUCAGUCUUAAUGCCGAACCUUGCUUUUCUGAGUGGGUUUCCAGCUUCAUGCAAAGAGGAGGAACAACUUCGAGCCAAACUCCCACCAGUUGUUACUGGCAAAAUGAAGCAGCUGCAGUUGUAUUCUGAAGCUGGUGUUGUGCUACUGCUGCUUAAUGAUCCCAGAGAUUUUGUGGAAUUAACUAAACAACCCAAGAAUAACAUGACUAUAGAAGGAAAAGAGAUCACAAUCAACCCUGUUUAUUUACUGUGGGAUCUCAGCACCAUCAGCCAGUCCAAGCAGGAUGAUGAUAUUUCAUCCAGUCGAUUUGAGGACAACGAAGAACUGCGAUAUUCUUUGCGUUCUGUGGAGAGAUAUGCACCUUGGAUUCGACAUGUCUUUAUUGUGACAAAUGGUCAGAUUCCUUCCUGGUUAAACUUGGACAAUCCACGUGUUACAAUAGUAACACACCAGGAAAUUUUCAGGAAUGUUAGCCAUUUGCCAACGUUCAGUUCCCCUGCUAUUGAAACACACCUACACCGAAUUCCAGGUCUUUCUCAAAAGUUCAUUUAUCUAAAUGAUGAUGUAAUGUUCGGGAAAGAAGUGUGGCCUGAUGAUUUCUAUUCUCAUUCUAAUGGACAAAAGGUUUACCUCACAUGGCCAGUUCCAAAUUGUGCUGAUGGAUGUCCUGGGUCAUGGAUUAAAGAUGGCUAUUGUGAUAAAGCUUGCAAUAAUUCAGCUUGUGACUGGGAUGGAGGCGAUUGUCUUGGUAAUAUUGCAGGUAACCGUGGCGGUGGUGCUGGAGGAGUGGUGAAUGCGCAGGCCUGGCAGUUUGCUGGAGGGCUCCCUGGAAUAACGUAUUGUAACCAAGGUUGUGCCAACUCCUGGCUGGCUGAUAAAUUUUGUGAUCAAGCUUGUAAUGUCCUAUCAUGUGGGUUUGAUGCUGGCGAUUGUGGGGAGGAACACUUUGAUCAGAUGUAUGAUGUGAACCUUCUUCUUAAUCAGACUCAUUACGUGCUUCCAAAAGGUGAGGCGUCACCUUACUUCCAUUUUGAGGGCUUUGCUCACAAAAUCACAGAGGCCUCAUUCACUGAUAAUGCUAUAAUUCGCCAUGCUUCUGUGGCCAACAAAUGGAAGACCAUUCACUUGAUCAUGCACAGAGAAAUGAAUGCAACCACAAUCCAUUUCAAUUUGACUUUCCUGGACAAAAGUGACAGAGAGUUUAAAAUGCACCUCACUGUAGAUGCUGACACCCGAGAAGGUCAGAAAUCAAACCAAACUGUCAUUUCAAAGAAGCAAGAAAAGGCUACAAAUCUCACUGCAGCACCAUUAGAAAUGGAGAUUCCAUUCAAAGACAUUGCUGAAGAACUGCAAUUCCCCAAAAUUCAAGAAAGGACUUUAGAUAAGUUGAAUGUCAGUCUUCUAAUCGGCCUUCAGUUUAUUAACAUAUCACUUCUGCCUGUUGAUGUUCAGAAAGAUUUGAAAGAAUUGGAUGCAAAAUUAGAAGAUGGUGAUAUCACACUUAAAGGGUACAAUCGAACAAAGGUGAUGAUUUUGGAGCCGUUCAGAAAGCUUACACGAUCUUCAAAACAAAAUGGAAGUAAAGACGUUGUGUCUCAGCACUCAGCGAAGAUUAAUUUGUUAAAGAAUGUAGGCUUAUUGGACAGGAGAGUUGCUGGUAGAGGAUAUGUUCACAAGGAUGAAGAUGCUAAAAACCACUUAACAGAAGAGCAAGUUGAGAAUGGGCAGGUUGGAAGAAAUGAACAAGCUGCUAAUCAAGUGUCUCUAAGUUCCUUAUUUGCAAUGAAAAUGAAUAACCUAUUAAAAAGCCCUGCCAAAGAUUUGCCAAUCCUCCAAAAAGCUGAAAUCAGACCUAUCACUUCACAGAAAAUUCUUAAUAUUCUCAUACCAAAUAACAGCAGCAAGUUAAAACAAGAUCAAAAUGUAAGAGGAAUAGAAAGAAAAGUCAAGCACCAAGGGCAAAGGGAUGGAGUCCUGAAGGAGGUUAUUGCUGAGGCUGCAGAAAUUGAAAUUAAAAAUAACAGUACAGGACAUGCCAACAGAAAGCUGCAGCAUUAUGCUGGGAGUAAUGCUGGAUUUUUGCCCUGGGAAAAGCAAGGAUAUUUCCAGGAUCUAUUAGAAGAGGAUGCAAAACUGGAGAAGGCACUUGCAUACCACACUGACAAUAAACAGGUGGGAAGAAAACUCCAAGACACGUUUGCAGACUCACUGCGCUAUGUAAAUAAACUUCUCAAUACAAAGUUUGGAUUUGCUUCUCGAAAAGUUCCUGCCCACAUGCCUCACAUGAUUGACCGUUUUAUCAUGGAUGAUCUUCAAGCUAUGUUUCCAAAGGCUUUCGACCAGACUUCUAACCACAAAGUUCGUCAUUCUGAAGACAUGCAGUUUGCAUUUUCAUAUUUUUACUAUGUAAUGAGUGCACUGCAGCCACUAAACCUUUCUGAUGUUUUUGAUGAAGUUGACACAGAUCGAUCAGGGAUCCUCUCUGAUCGAGAAAUCCGGACACUAGCAACUAGGAUUCAUGAGCUCCCACUAAGCUUGCAGGACUUAACUGGUCUGGAACAGAUGCUGAUCAAUUGCUCAAAGAUGCUUCCCACAAAUGCCACUCAAAUUGAUAAAGUCCCUCCAACCCAGGAGGCUUAUUAUGACCCAAACCUGCCGCCAGUGACCAAAGGACUUGUGAUGAAUUGCAAACCUGUUACUGACCGUAUUCGCAAGACUUACAAGGAUAAAAAUAAAUACAAGUUUGAAAUCAUGGGGGAAGAGGAGAUUGCUUUUAAAAUGAUUCGUACUAAUGUUUCUCAUGUUGUUGGCCAAUUGGAUGACAUCCGAAGAAACCCCAGGAAAUUUGUUUGCUUAAAUGACAACAUUGACCAUAAUCACAAGGAUGGAGCCACAGUGAAGGCAGUGCUUCGAGAUUUCUAUGAAUCAUUGUUCCCAGUGCCAUCCCAGUUUGAACUGCCAAGAGAGUACCGCAACAGAUUUCUCCAUAUGCAUGAACUUCGGGAAUGGAGAGCUUACAGAGACAAGUUGAAGUUCUGGACACACUGUGUACUAGUGACUCUGAUUAUUUUCACGGUUUCGUCUUUCUUUGCUGAACAGUUGAUUGCACUAAAGCGAAAGAUUUUCCCAAGAAGACGGGUGUAUAUGAAUAUUGCUCCCGAUCGAAGUAGCGUGUAGAAAACAGUGGCAACAAGAAACUCCUUCAGUUCUUAAUGUAGAACUCAGACUUCUGACCAGCAACAAUGAAAAUGGCAAAGAAUUGACUGAAGGAACUGAACAAGCGUCUAUGAAUGUACCAAAGGGGAAUGGAAUUCAUGGCUAAACACCAUGCUAUGUACCUGAAAUGUACCACUCAGAAAAUGAGCAAUUUUGCAGAAUGGGAAUAAUUGGAUCUUAACCGUCAACUGGAUUUAUCAGCAUUGGACCAUUGACAUUUUAACCUGUACCAACGGUUGUUGGAAGCAGGCAGAUAAAUUGUAAGAGCAUCACAGAGGGCUACAAUAAUGAGACCUGAACUUACAAAGGAAAUUAGUGGGAUUUGUUUUAAAUCAUCUCUCCCAAGUUCCAUUCCAUGCAAAAUAUGUUGACAUACUUCAUGGAAGUGAUGUUGUGCUGUUGUGGGUGAUGGGCAGGGCUGCUGCACUAUAAAAGAACAAGGAUGCCUUUUCCCCCUGUGCUAUAUUGCAAUAAGAUUGUGGCAUAGCUUUACACAGACUGCAAAGGUCACAAAGAACCCUGAAUCAGAUGGAAAACAGGUGGUAAUGAUGCUGAUAUAGUAUUUGUAAUAUGCACUCCAGUUAGGUGUGGAGAAUAUAUUUUAUCACACUCCUGCAGAUGUGCAAGACACUGUGUGUUUAUAGGGCCUUUAUAAUAAUAGAAUUCUGUAUCAAACUGAACUGUUAAUGCUGCACUGUGCCCUGUGAAUGCAGCAGACAUGCUGACCUGCUGUAAAAUGACUAUGCUGCUGUCCCUUGAUUCCCAUGUGGAAUAAGUCAAUAAGUGUAUUUCAAGAGUAGCAAAAUACUACCCAUUGAGUAUAAAAGUGUGAAUCUAACCUCAUUUUUCAUAUCAAUUGCUGGUUCUCCACACAUUGCAGUAACAUACCCAAGUGCCUGUCAUGGUUGAUGCAGUUCACAGUGGUGUUAGAUAUUUAUUUAUUUUAGAAGAGUGGUUGCUACAUUUUUGAAUUGGCUAAAAAUAAAUUUGCACGCCGUUUUUGUUUCAGGUGAGUCCGCUUUUGAAGGGAAAAUGUUUUCAUAUUUUUUAAGUAGUAGACUGUAUUGUCUUAUCUCCAUUGAAAUGUGGGCAAAUGUACAAUUUUUUAAUCUUUUUGGUCUUUGAUUUAAAAUACAGCUUUGGCAACAAGAAAUUAAAUAGCAUAUAAAUUAUUAACAUCAAAUCUAAAUCAGCAUAAUUCAUUUACCAGGAAAUCUUUUCUCACCUUUAAGCAUUUUUUUGGCAAAAUGCCAUAAUUUUUAUAGAUAAGUACUUGAAAUUGAGACACAGCAAUAGAUAACUUUUUGAAACAGCAACAGAUUCCCAGGAUGCGUCUCCAGUGUGACUCUUUGGUCAUAUUUGUAGUUUUGGCAUCUCUGUGGGGUUGUACUGAAAAUGUGGAGAAGGACUUUACCAGUUGUCACUCUUCUUCAGAUUGACCCAUUUGACAUCCUUUGAGCCAAUCAUAACCUAUCCACCCUUGUCAUAAAUCUGAUCAGACUAAAUAGCUAUAAUCAUACAGUUUUAGCCAGAUCUUAGCACAGCUAUUCAUAAAUCUAUUUUCUUGUUGUUUUUGUGAAGGGCAUGCUUGUUACUUUUUUUUUAAAUAACUUAUACUUUUUAAAAAAGAUAAAAAAUAUUGCUCUGUAAAUUAACUAUGAAGAAAGCUUAUUGUUUUUGCAGAAUUAAGAGUUUAAAUUGCGAAGUAUCACUGAACAAAAAUGAUGUCUGAGUAUUCUGGUGAUGAAAGCUUCUCGUGUAAAAAUGUUUGCAGAAUUAGAAGGUAUCUGUCUGGUGUCUGCACACUCUAAUGACCUGAAAUGCACACUUAAGACAAAAGCAAAAUACUACGGAUGCUGGAAAUCUGAAAUAAAUACAAAAUGUUGGGAA